Molecule: messenger RNA, 1099 nt
Organism: Argentina anserina (silverweed cinquefoil)
Lineage: Eukaryota; Viridiplantae; Streptophyta; Magnoliopsida; Rosales; Rosaceae
Product: probable thiol methyltransferase 2
Molecular function (GO): S-adenosylmethionine-dependent methyltransferase activity
Source: RefSeq, a predicted model, not a curated record
UCUCUCUCUCUCUCUCUCUCUCUCUCUCUCAGCCUAUCUAUGUUCCCUCAUUUUUCUCCAUCAUUAAUCAGGAGGAAUUGCAAUCUCAAUCUCAAACUCAAUCUGCUGCCUUUGAUUCCAAGACUCCGCCACCUUGGUGCGAACCAACUGAGGAUGAUGAUGACGGAGAAGAGAGAGCAAGGAGAGCCGGAGGCCGAGAACCAUAAACCUGUUCCUGCUCCUGCUCUUGCUGUUACUAAGCUCCAGCAACUGUUGCACGCAGACGCUUCAGGUGACGGUGGUGGUGGUAAUUGGGACAAGUGCUGGGAGGAAGGUGUGAUCCCUUGGGAUUUAGGACGGCCAACGCCUGUUAUUUCUCAUCUUCACAAGUCGGGAGACCUUCCCAAGGGCAGGGCUCUUGUCCCUGGAUGUGGCACUGGUUAUGAUGUUGUAGAGAUUGCAUGCCCCCAACGCCAUGUUACUGGUUUAGACAUUUCAGACAAUGCCAUUAACAAGGCACUCCAGAUGUUUUCCUCACUACCCAAUGCAAUGCAUUUUACCUUCUUAAAAGGGGAUUUUUUUACCUGGCAUCCAACUGAGUUGUUUGAUCUCAUAUUCGAUUAUACGUUCUUCUGUGCUAUUGAACCAGACAUGAGAUCAGCAUGGGCACAAAAGAUGAGGGAUAUCUUAAAACCAGAUGGAGAGCUCAUAACACUUAUGUUUCCCAUGGAUGAUCAUGCUGGUGGACCCCCAUACAAAGUGUCAGUUUCAGACUAUGAAGAGGUGUUGCAUCUCAUGGGCUUUACAGCAAUCUCCAUCUUGGAUAAUGAUCUAGCUGUUCGACCUCGCAAGGGGCGAGAGAAGCUAGGAAGGUGGAAGAGGUCGGCAAUCAGAUGUUCUCUUUGACAAGGAUUAUAUUUCUGCUCAGACCUCCAACUGAAAAUUAGUGAUAUACGAACUGGUCAUUCAUGAAUGACUCCCAUUCCAAUUUGUUCAUGUGCUAUUAGGACAUGUGAGCCUGACCAUGUCAGUGUAAUAUAAUUGUCAUCACUCACCCUUCCUGAUAGUAUAAUUAGUAGUUGCUGUAUGUGUUCUCGUUCAAUGUGCUUUGGACAACAAC